Molecule: messenger RNA, 1955 nt
Organism: Tarenaya hassleriana
Lineage: Eukaryota; Viridiplantae; Streptophyta; Magnoliopsida; Brassicales; Cleomaceae
Exons: 2
Coding region: 380-1558 (392 amino acids)
Biological process (GO): N-acetylglucosamine metabolic process; protein N-linked glycosylation
Cellular component (GO): membrane
Molecular function (GO): beta-1,4-mannosylglycoprotein 4-beta-N-acetylglucosaminyltransferase activity
Source: RefSeq, a predicted model, not a curated record
CUCUCUCUCUAAAAUCUCAAUCGCAUUUCCAGAGAGGCCACAGCUUUUUCCUCCUCUCUCUACUCAUUCGAGAUUUAAUUCAUUCAUUUGUUUUUCUUCUCCUGAUUCAAAUUCUUGACUUCUGUUGUCUGAAACAAGAAAUCAAGGGCUUUGCUUUCCUCGUGAAUACAUGAUUUCGCGUUCAGAAUUAUCUCUUCCGUUGGCGUGAUACUGUCGUCAAGCUGAGAUUCCAACAGAUUUGGUUUUGUUUCUCGAGGGAAUUUAGCUGGAGAUCGGUAAAGUAUUCGGGUCAUCUAAGAUUUCACCAUAGUCGAAGAGGUGAUUAUCUGGCGCAAAAGGGUUGGUUGCAUUUUGUUUGGACAACCGAUCUGAAAGAGAAAUGUGGUGGAUGAUGGGAGAAAGCGGCGGUCACUACUGUUCCAAGAAGACAGAUGACAUCUGUGGCGGUGUCUGUGGACAGGAGUCUGGUCGAGUUUUCAACCUAUCCAGACUUUGUUGUGUUCUUCGUGGUGUGGAUAUAAAGACCUAUAUAUUACUGUUAGUGGUUGUUCCGGCUUGCGUACUUGCGGGUUACAUCCAUGGUCAGAAGAUCUCUUACUUUCUCCGGCCUUUGUGGGAAUCACCGCCCAAACCCUUCCACGAUAUUCUUCACUAUCAUCACGAGAAUGCUUCAAUGGAAACUCUCUGUAGACUCCAUGGAUGGAGUGUCAGAGAAUAUCCUAGACGAGUCUAUGAUGCGGUUUUAUUUAGCAACGAGCUCGAUAUCCUUACAGUACGGUGGAGAGAGUUGUACCCUUAUAUCACCCAGUUUGUCCUCCUGGAAUCUAAUUCAACCUUCACCGGCUUGCCAAAGCCUCUUGUCUUUGCCUCACAUCGGGAUGACUUCAAAUUUGUGGAGCCACGCCUGACUUAUGGGACGGUUGGUGGAAGAUUCAAGAAAGGUCAGAACCCGUUCUAUGAAGAAGCGUAUCAAAGGGUGGCUCUAGAUCAGCUUCUGAGGAUAGCUGGUAUUACCGAUGAUGACUUGUUGAUAAUGUCCGAUGUUGACGAGAUUCCCAGCAGACAUACCAUAAACCUGUUGAGGUGGUGUGAUGAUAUUCCUCAAAUCCUUCAUUUGCGGCUCAAAAACUACCUUUACUCGUUUGAGUUUCUCGUCGAUAACAAGAGCUGGAGGGCAUCUGUUCACAGAUAUCAGACUGGCCAAACACGGUAUGCGCAUUACCGCCAGUCUGAUGAUAUUUUGGCAGAGGCUGGAUGGCAUUGUAGUUUCUGCUUCCGGCUUAUCAGCGAGUUCAUAUUCAAGAUGAAGGCUUAUAGCCAUUAUGACAGAGUGAGGUUCUCUCAUUUCUUAAACCCCAAGAGAGUCCAAAGAGUGAUAUGCAAAGGAACUGAUCUGUUUGAUAUGCUUCCUGAAGAGUACACCUUCAAGGAGAUAAUCGGGAAGAUGGGUCCUAUCCCGCAUUCCUUCUCGGCUGUUCAUCUUCCUUCUCAUCUCUUGGAAAACGCCGAUAAGUACAAGUUUCUCUUGCCGGGAAAUUGCAUAAGAGAAAGCGAAUGAUCAUCAUAUCAUCAUCGGUACAGAAUAAUGUUGGUUUCUCAUUCAUGUAAAUGCUCAGAUGGAGCAUUUGCUGGCUCAACAUGUGAGAGAGCCAAGCCGAUACACCUGGACCUGAUGACAUAGCUGUUGAUGCUGCAGAGAUCGAUGGAGGUGUUUCAGAGCAUUGAGAGUGAAGGCAUUUGUAUAUAGUUUCCAUUGUUUCCUUCUGAGAUUCUGAGUUUUCUUCUUCGGUUCGAAUCAGGGCAUGAACCUAUCAAUGAUCUUCACUCUUCUGUCGUGCAAACAGACAUUGGUUUUGGUUUGUGUUCGUCCGAGUUUUCCUUGUCGGGAAGUUUUGCUUCGAGACUGUUCACCCUUUUGUACAUUUCUCUUAUUCAGAUCCCCUUUUUUUACUCUA